CCCUCGCUGUCCUGGUUUAUCGUCCAAAGUCGUCGGGAUCUGAUCAGAGCAGUCAUCCCAGUUACCACCGCGAAUCCUCCGGCAAUACAGGCACCACGACGGACACUGCCACGUCCGUGCUCCCGUUGCCGUCGCCGUCGGUGCCUCACAACCCGCCGCUCUAGGUCCCACCUUCUGUCGGAGCAGGAGCAUGGGAGCCUCGAGCGUGGCCUCUCAGAGACCACUCCCACUUCCGGAGACACAUAGUACGCGCUACCCCAGCUAUGCUUCCACGGUCAUGACCACCAGCGCAAGUGAAAAGAUCUUCGGGGGCCGGCCGUCCUCUUUAACACGCGCUGGUCCUCCGCCGCCGUUUCUCUCUGACUCUUCCACCCCUGUCCCCUCCUUCUCCAAUAGCACCAGCACCAGAGAAACCACAAGCGCCCCGGGCGCCCCAAGCACCAGUAUUCUGACUCCCUCAGGAGCAGUAUCGGACGGAUUUCCCCCGUCAGGCUCCCACGGCAGCGGAUCGCAGUCGUCCCAGCCGGGAGGCCAGCCGCUCUACUACUCGGGCCACAUGACAGGUUCUUGGCCGACGCCAGGGUUAUCACAACCCUCAGCGUACACGUACACGAAUUCCAAUCCUGGGAAUCCAAGCUCGGGCCCGCUCUCGCAGCAGACAUACUCACGAGCGCCGGCUCCGUAUCCAUCGGCCUCCUCGCCUUCCCUCCAGCACUUCCCCGGCCGCUCGGCGUCCUCAGCGCCCAACGGAGAAACGCUACCCGCGACGCAGUCAUACCAAGAACAGCAGCAAGCAUUCCCCAGCCCUGUUUCAGCCGGCGCCGGUGCUGGCGGAGGAGGAGGGAGUCUGGCGUCGCCACUCAGCACCCAAGGCCACAGCGGAAACCAGCCGCCCGGGCUUGCGCAGCCCAUUCUCGGCAACCACUCGACGAGCCUUGCCCGUCAACCCGCGUCGGCACAGAAUGCACCAGGGGGAGGGACCGGUACGACCCAGGAGGGAAGCUCUUAUCGCCAGCCGCCCACACCGAACAACUACUAUCCGCCAUCGUCAGCACCGCAACAGCAACCGUUUCCUUCGUACGUGUCGCCCGCGACGCAGCCUUCGCCAACCACCGUCUCGCCGACGGCAGCCUCGAGCGCGGUCCCUCGAGGGCCGUCAUCAAUUCCGCCCAUGGCCCCGCCGGUGCAGUUCUCUGGUGGACGUGCCCACCCGGUGCCGUCCAUGGCAUCCUACGCCUCUUAUAGCCCGGUCCCGGGCCCAGUGCUGAGCAACAUGCACCAUCCGGGUGCGCCCCUUGCCAUGGUUGGCGGCAUGGCUGGGCUUCCCAGCUACAGCCAUCACCCGGGGCUCGCUCCGCAUCAUCCGCAUCAUCUUUACGUCCACCAUUCUGGCGCCCCGCCACCUCAGUCCGAACGUCCGUUCAAAUGUAACGAGUGCGCACAAGCCUUUAAUAGGAACCACGACUUGAAGCGACACCAGCGAAUACAUAUGGCUGUCAAGCCGUUCGGAUGUAGCGACUGCGAGAAGAGGUUCUCGAGGAAAGACGCGCUGAAGCGUCAUAGGCUCGUCAAGGGAUGCGGCGGCUCGACGACUUCAGAGAUAACCGGAGCUACGGCGGGAAGCAAGGACGGGUCAUCCCACAAUCGCGGUGCUAUCGCAGGCGGCGAUAGAGAAGGCAGCCCCCGCGAACCGGAGAGAGAAGUGUGAGGAUCGCUUUAUUUGCGCUCGUUGUCAACGAGACAACCGCACUGGAGCAGCUCGCCUUCUCCCAGGUCCCCAUGCUAUGCUAUGGGACGCCACAUGGAAACCGUACCCGCGGGCUGGUAGUCCCCGACGAAAACACAUGGUCAUUCGCCUAGGAGCAAUGGACCGCACGAUACACCGACGGGAUCAUACCGACCAGACCUUUGCAGGAAAUGGGUUGGAUGGCGACAUCCCGCUUCGUCUGGUCCGAUAUAUCAUUUCAGGCACCAUUCUGUGUGUGCAGAAACCAUUGAGGCAGCAUCAGGCAGG
This is a messenger RNA of Thermothielavioides terrestris NRRL 8126, 2014 nucleotides long. RefSeq lists its product as uncharacterized. The transcript is spliced from 2 exons. Gene Ontology annotation, biological process: regulation of transcription by RNA polymerase II. Bases 278 to 1708 code for a protein of 476 amino acids. Gene Ontology annotation, molecular function: RNA polymerase II cis-regulatory region sequence-specific DNA binding; DNA-binding transcription activator activity, RNA polymerase II-specific. Gene Ontology annotation, cellular component: nucleus. The record is from RefSeq and is a predicted model, not a curated record. NCBI's taxonomy places the organism in Eukaryota, Fungi, Ascomycota, Sordariomycetes, Sordariales, Chaetomiaceae.